Molecule: messenger RNA, 3804 nt
Organism: Vicugna pacos (alpaca)
Lineage: Eukaryota; Metazoa; Chordata; Mammalia; Artiodactyla; Camelidae
Source: RefSeq, a predicted model, not a curated record
CUACAAGGAAAAGUAAUAUGUGGCCUGUAUUCUCGAUCACUUCACAGUCUAUGAGGAGAGAUGAGCAGGAAAGAACACCAGAGAGGGAUACCAUGGGGCAAACAGUCAAUGAAGAGUCAAUGGAUGCAAAGAAGGAGAAUCAAGAGAAAGCUCCUCACUCAGGCACAUCUUCUGUGCAGAAUGAUGAUUUCCACUGGGAAAAUUACUUGAAAGAGACUGGAUCUUUAAGUGCUCCUUCAGAGUGUUUCAGACAGUCCAAGAUUCCACCAGCUAAUGACUUCAAAGUUGGUAUGAAAUUAGAAGCUCAUGACCCUCGGAAUGUGACUUCAAUAUGUAUUGCCACAGUCGUUGGAAUUACUGGUGCCAGGUUACGUUUAAGACUGGAUGGUAGUGACAACAGAAAUGAUUUUUGGCGGCUUGUCGAUUCUCCGGACAUACAGCCUGUUGGGACAUGUGAAAAGGAAGGGGACUUACUUCAACCUCCACUGGGGUAUCAGAUGAAUGCAUCAUCUUGGCCAAUGUUCCUCUUGCGUACACUGAGUGCAUCUGAAAUGGCACCUGCAACAUUCUUUAAGAAGGAGCCACCAAAGCCACCUCUAAAUAAUUUUAAAGUGGGAAUGAAACUUGAAGCUAUAGACAAAAAGAACCCUUAUCUGAUCUGCCCUGCAACUAUUGGAGAUGUUAAAGGAGAUGAAGUUUAUAUCACAUUCGAUGGCUGGAGUGGAGCUUUUGAUUAUUGGUGCAAGUAUGAUUGUCGAGAUAUUUUCCCAGUAGGGUGGUGUCGCCUCACAGGAGAUGUAUUACAACCACCAGGAGCUCAUGUUCCCAUUGCAAAAAAUACAGCAAAAACACAGCCUUCUCCUUCCAAAGCAACCCAGCGUUCAAUGCAGUCUCCACAGAAAACUGCUAUAAUAUUACCAACACAGCAGGUCAAGAAAUCAGGUCGGGCUAAACCACUUGGACAUACUUCAGCCCCUAAGAAGGGAAGCUCUGCUAAAAAUAUCAUACCAAGGAAAAAAGGCACAAACUCUGGAAGAAAGGAAAAAUGUAUUCCUGUUAUGUGUUCCACAUCUUCAACUUCUUUAAGUGCGCUAGCCAGAGAACAUGGUGGCGUUUCAUUUAAGGAUGCUGUUCCUGAGUCAUCUAAAAUAGUGAUGUCCACAGUCUGUGUCUAUAUAAACAAACAUGGAAACUGUGGCCCUCACCUGGAUCAGAAGAAAAUCCAGCAGCUGCCUGAUCACUUUGGUCCGGGCCCUGUAAAUGUGGUUCUCCGGCGGACCGUACAGGCCUGCGUGGAUUGUGCCAUUCAAAGUAAGACUGUUUUUGGAUUCCUUAAGCCAGAUCAUCGUGGAGGAGAAGUGAUAACUGCCUCCUUUGAUGGGGAAACUCAUUCCAUCCAGCUCCCACCAGUGAACAGUGCAUCAUUUGCUCUUCGCUUUCUUGAGAACUUGUGCCACAGCCUGCAGUGUGAUAACCUUUUGAGUAGCCAGCCUUUUAGCUCUUACAGAGGUAAUAAUAAUAGUCCUACAGAGCAUGAUGAAAAUAACUCAGAAAAAGAAGAUAUAACAGAAAAGAAAAGCGCCAAACGACCUUCUCAGCAACCUCUGCCUUAUGUUCCUCUCUCUCCUAAGCUUCCCAAAACAAAAGUGCAUGCCUCUGAAGAAGAAGUAUUGUCUUCUGAGGGAACUGUCAUGCCUGUAGAGGAAGAGCUUCCUGAUGAGUCUCAGAAUGCACCACUGAAUUCAGCAAAUUCUUUGAAUCCUGCCAGCAGAAAUCCUAUAAGCAUUCAUACUGCAGUCUCCUGGAAUUUUCCUCAAAGUGUGCCAUGCACCUCAGAUUCAGCACUAGUGGAGACUACGUCACCUACCAAGAGCAGUCACUAUGAAGUUAAAUUCCAAAUGCAGAGGAAAAGUGAAGCUCCAGGUUAUAUAGCUGUACCUGAUCCCAGUGUCCUGAAACAAGGCUUCUCUAAGGACCCUUCAACCUGGUCUGUGGAUGAAGUGAUACAGUUUAUGAAAAAUAAAGAUCCUCAAAUAUCAGGCCCCCUCGCCGACCUCUUCAGGCAACAUGAGAUUGAUGGGAAGGCUCUGCUACUACUCAAAAGUGAUGUGAUGAUGAAGUAUAUGGGGCUGAAGCUGGGGCCAGCCUUAAAGUUAUGCUACUAUAUUGAAAAACUUAAAGAAGGAAAAUAUAAUUGAAAAAAAUGUGCAAGUUUAGAUUAGACAUAAUUUUCAGUUGUCCUGAUAACUUUUUAAUUUAAAAGUAUUUUUAUUCUCAUAGCAAUUUUAUUUUGUAGAAGGUUCCUCUAAAAAUACGUUUUAUCCAGAGUUGCAGAACUACAUUACAGUCCAGUCUUCUAUAAAAAACAUAAAUAUGAUAGUAUUAGCAUAUUCAAAUUGGCAGUUCUUUAUGUCUUUUCAUUAUGUUACAGUUUACAGUUUAUUAUUUUAUUAUGCAGUUUACAAAUAUAAUUCACACAGGAAAUAGAGAAACACUUUGAUUUUGGUUAAUGUUUAUAUGUAAAACCAAAACAGCUAAAUCCCAAAGGGGAAAGUGUCAGGGACUGACAGAUUCUCUAAGGAAAUCCAUGAGAAAUUUUACUUAGAAGAGAAUUUAAAGAUGCAACUAUAGAUAUCAUCUCUUUCUCAAAUGUUUUAUGUCUUACUGCAAUGUUCUGUUUGUGUUCUACCAGUUUCCAGAACAGGAAUAGCCAUAUAAAUUAUUUUCCUUUCAUUAUUAUUUCUCUGUAUGUUGUGUUUGUUCAUAUUUAAAGAAAAAAACAAGCUUAUAAACUUUCAUAAAGUGUUCUUACCAGUUUUUGAAAAAUUUCGAACAAUUGUAGGAUAGAUAGAAUAGUUGUUUUAUGCAGGAGAUAUUAUACUACAAGGGUGGUUUGGAUGGAGUAUGACUAAGUUUUUUUCAGUGAAAUACCUAUUAUUUCAAAACUUUACAUAUUUUCACCAAGUUUAGACAUUUAACUAAGCAUUCCUUUCUCACACCUCUAUAUGAAGACACCUGUGCCCAAAUUUUUAAAAGAUAUAUAUUUUAUUGUCUGUGUUUAUUCCUCACAGAAAUACUAUACCAUAUUUAUAUAUUACUCUAUACCUGUAGGUAUACAAACAAGUAAAUCUGUCCUUUUUGAAUUUAAUAUGGCACUUUGCACUGCCACAGAGGUAAUGGUUAACUAUUUAUAUAGUUAGAUGUUUUUAUUCUGAAAAAAUAUGUGUAUCAUUUGCUAAGACUAGUACCUCUCAGCUUAGUCUUCAGGGGAUAUGAAACAAUCCGUAGAUUGGUUCCAUACAGGGAAGUUCUCUGUCCUAUGCAAUGUUCCUAGUUUAAUUCACUUAGUUCUGAGCCAUUUAUUCUCCUAAAUUUUGGAAGAUGCAUUAAUUCUGACUUACCAUUUGGGCUUUAUUUUUAAAGUUAGAAACUUUCAAGGGGAAAUGGUGCUAUAUGUUUAUUGUUAUUACUUUGUAUAACUUUGGUGUAAUGUUUAUAAGCUAUGAGAAUCUGUGCUAAAAGUAUUAGCCAUUUGUUAUAAAUGCCAAUAGAAUGUACACCAGGGGGCAAGAAUGUACAUUUUCUUUUUUAGAAAACCAAAUGUACUUUAUACAAGAAUGCUACUAUUUAAAGGGUGGUUUCAUCUAUGUUAUUCCUUCUGUGUUAUAAAAAAAAUCUAAUUUAAACUUGGUCUCACAAAUUGUGUGAAGAUGCUGUGCCCAGUUAAACAGUCCUCAGGUGUUUGUACAAAUACUGUUUUACAAUUUUCAGAUUUUAAAAUAUAAUAAAGUUUAAUAACCUCAA